Molecule: messenger RNA, 585 nt
Organism: Hibiscus syriacus
Lineage: Eukaryota; Viridiplantae; Streptophyta; Magnoliopsida; Malvales; Malvaceae
Exons: 1
Coding region: 1-585 (194 amino acids)
Source: RefSeq, a predicted model, not a curated record
AUGGUGAAAUUACAGAAAGAGCUAGAGGAUAAGGUAGCCCAGAACAGUCAGAAUACCCUGGAUUCUAUCACGAAAAGUCAUGAGUCUUUGGUCGAUCAAAUCGUGGCCAAAUUGUCUGGUUUACAACAAGCAAGCGCACCAGGGGCAACCUCGUCUGAGGGGAUAGCUAUACCACCAACCCCACAGGUGGUUAUUUCACCCGAAAUCCUACCCGGGGACUCAUCUAUUACCAAAGGGAAAGUUGUAUAUGUUGUGAAGAUACAAACUUCUGCAAUCAACCUUGACAAUCAUCCGGAUGACUAUCCCAUCUCAAAUUUUGAUGAGGAAGAUAAGGCGAAGAAGAUGGAAGAAAAUAUUAAGAUGUUGGAAGACCAGAUGAAGAUGGUCAAAGGGGAUCACAACUAUUAUGGAGUGGAUGUAAUAGAGCUAAGUUUGGUUUCGGAUUUAAUGCUUCCACCAAAAUUUAAAGCCCCCGAGUUCAAGAAAUUCGACGGGAAUAGCUGCCCCUCAGUCCACAUCACUAUGUUCUAUCGGAAGAUGACAGGAUAUGUGGGAAAUGACAAACUCCUGAUCCACUAUUUCUAG